Molecule: messenger RNA, 1048 nt
Organism: Engraulis encrasicolus (European anchovy)
Lineage: Eukaryota; Metazoa; Chordata; Actinopteri; Clupeiformes; Engraulidae
Product: amine sulfotransferase-like
Exons: 6
Coding region: 96-998 (300 amino acids)
Biological process (GO): sulfation
Cellular component (GO): cytoplasm
Molecular function (GO): sulfotransferase activity
Source: RefSeq, a predicted model, not a curated record
CACUUUUGGCCAGGGGCUAUAAGUUAAGUGGCCAGUCACUGGGCCAAGUUCAGUCGAGUCCAUCAGCAGUCAUAGUAAAACAGUGGAGUUGAAAAAUGGCACAGCAGGAAUACAAACUCCUGGGGGAUAAGCUUUUUACCUAUAAGGGCAUCGUGUUUCCCGCGGACGACACUCAGGAAACAUCGCCGGAUUACAUCGACAGCUUGCAGGACUUUGACAUCAGGGACAGCGAUGUGUUUGUGGUCACCUUCCCCAAGUCUGGCACGGUGUGGACGCAGCGUAUUGUCACUCUCAUAUUCGAGGAAGACUUCCCGGACAUGGCGGACACCAACCAAUUUGUGCGCAUGCCCUGGCUGGAGUUCCUGGAAAAGGGCAAGGAGUACCACUCGCGCCCCUCACCCCGGCUCUUCUGCUCGCACCUGCAAGAACACCUCAUGCCUCGGGCCCUGCACCAGCCGCGCGGCAAGAUCAUCUAUGUCACAAGGAAUCCCAAAGAUGCCAUGGUGUCCUAUUUCCACUUCGCCAAAUUCAUGAAGAAGCUGGACUCUCCCUCAGACUAUGAUGAGAUGCUGGAGAAGUUCUUCACCGGGUACAUGGUCGGGGGAUGCUGGUUUGAUCAUGUGAAAGGAUGGUACACUAACAAGGACAAGUACAACAUCUUGUUUCUCACAUUUGAAGAAAUGAUCAAGGAUCUGAGAGCAGCUGUUGUGAAGAUCUGUAAUUUCGUUGGCAAGAAACUGUCUGAUGCAGCAGUGGACAGUAUAGUGGAGAGGGUCACUUUCAAGAACAUGAAGAAUGACAAAAUGGCAAACUACGAGUUCCUUCCGGAUGAAGUCAAAGAUCCCACUAAGGGACGCUUCCUGCGUAAAGGCACCAUCGGAGACUGGAAGAACACCCUGACGGUGGCCCAGAGUGAACGCUUCGACCAGGUCUACCAGGAGAGGAUGAAGGGCAUUCCCUUACACUUCAUCUGGGACAUUAAGGACAUACAGGGAUGAACUUUUUAGUGUGGAUUACCAACAUAUGCACGCACACGCGCGCACGCACA